Messenger RNA from Salmo salar (Atlantic salmon), 3993 nucleotides. The record is from RefSeq and is a predicted model, not a curated record. Lineage: Eukaryota; Metazoa; Chordata; Actinopteri; Salmoniformes; Salmonidae.
AUGAGGCUCGGCUUCGGUGUGAGGCUCGGUGUCAGGUUCGGCUUCGCGUCAGGCUCGGGCUUCGUAUCAGGCUCGGCUUCGGAUUCAUUAAAGAAGUAUCCGUGUGGAGGGGAACACACCCCCAGCCCCAUCGCCUCCGCUGUUCCUCUGUCUGCCGCCCCAUCUCUGACCACUGACACUCAACUCACCGCAGUCACCACCACUACCGAGGCCGGUCACACCAUCGCUCUGCUCGGGGACAAGAACGGAUGGCUGCACAAGGUAUUUCUCCAGCCAGACACAACGGGGACGUUGUAUCUCAGUGUGAUAGUGGACAAGGACAGUCCAGUCAACGCUGACCUACUACUGGACCAGUCUGGACAGAAUGUCUACGUCCUCACUGACAGCAAGGUAUCCAAGGUGUCUGUAUCUCAGUGUGAACAGCAGCCUGACUGCCGGUCCUGUCUGUCUGUCAGAGAUCCUUACUGUGGCUGGUGUGUGCUGGAGGGAAGAUGUACUCGUCGAAUGGAGUGUAGUCGUGAGGGCCAAGCCAACCACUGGCUGUGGAGCUACCAGCCUGCCAACCAGCCUGCCAACCAGCCUGCCAACCAGCCUGCCAACCAGCCUGCCAACCACCCCCAGCCUGCCAACCAGUGUGUGACUGUCCAGAGCUUGGAGCCUGCCAUCCAAAGCAGAGAGGAGGAGACUCAGGUUUCUCUUGUGCUGGCCCUGUUGCCCACCCUGUCAGAGGAGGAGGAGUCUCUGACCUGCUCCUUCGGAACCCUCGCCCCUCAACCAGCUGUCGUCACGGGAACCACCAUAACCUGUCAAUCACCCCUGCCUGAGCUCCUCCCACCCAGCCCACCAGGAAGUGACCACAUGUCUCUGCGUGUGUCCGUGAUGUUCAGAGACGUGACCGUCUCUAGCGGUGACAUCAUCUUCUACGACUGUCGAGCUGUGGGGCGACUCAACGCCACCUCCCCGUGUAUGGCGUGUGUGGGCAGCGUGUGGCCAUGUAACUGGUGUGUUCUGGAUGGGCUGUGUACCCACAACAACAACAACAGCUGUCCCAAGCAGCACACCAUACACAACUCUGUGGAGCAGCAGUUGGAGCUAAAGGGUCCAGACUCUUGUCCCUUUGUGUGGGCUCUACAGAGUUCUCCUCUGGUCCCCAUGGGCUUCCUGUCCCCUCUGGUGCUACUGGGAAGGAACCUGGACAUGCUUCAGGGCGAGGAACAGUAUUCCUGUGUGGUGGUCGUUGUGGGGGAGGAGCUUAAACUGAACGCCACUCUGAAGAAUGACCCUGAAACCAAGGUUACCACCAUUACAUGCUCUGUCCACCAGUUCCAGUACCCUUUGAAACAGUUGGAGUACUCUGCUCCCAUCUAUCUACAAAGAGGUUCCCGUCGCGUCGACACUGCUCCCAUCCUCAGACUGCAGCUAUAUGACUGUUCAGUGGGCCAGUCUGACUGUAGCCAGUGCAGAGCGGUGUCUUCUGGGUACGGCUGUGUCUGGUGUGGUGGAGAGACGCCAGGCUGUGUCUACAAUCUCUCCUGUAGCAGCUCACCUGGGCCCGCUGACACCUGUCCCUCGCCUCAGAUCACACAGAUCCAGCCAGUGAGUGGUCCGGUGGAGGGAGGCGUUCUGAUCACAAUCCGUGGGUCCAACCUGGGGAUGCACUACCAGGACAUCCAGGGAGGAGUGACUGUAGCUGGGGUCAGCUGCCUGCCUCAGUCCCAUGGGUACCUCAUCUCUACCAGGAUAGUGUGUGAGCUCCAGCCCAGUAAACAGGAGACGGAGGGACCAGUCAUUGUUACCGUGGGAGACUCAGAACCAGGACGGUCUCUGCAGACAUUCACCUACCAGGACCCCCAGUUGACUGGUAUUGUCCCUGAUAAGGGCCCUGUAUCAGGAGGGACCAGCCUGACAGUCCAGGGGACUCGGCUACGAACAGGACAGAGGAAGGACCUGACUGCAUACGUAGGACAACAACCCUGCUACAUUGUUGAGGAGGUGAAUGGGACUCACCUGGUGUGCAGGACCAGCCCCAGUAACCAGACAGCAGAGCUGACAGUCAGGGUGUUGUUUGGGAAGGCAGAGAGGAGUGUACCUGGGCAGGUGUUUCACUACAUGGAGGACCCCGUCAUCACCGAGGCCUUUCCUGCUGAGAGCUUCUACGGGGGUGGGCGUAGUAUAAAGGUGAUUGGGCGUAGCCUGUACGUGGUCCAGCAGCCAAUGAUAACUGUGUGGGUGGAGCCUAAAGAGAACCCGCCGAUGAGGAGGAGGAGGAGGAGGAGGAGGAAUAACCAACUGGUCUUCAACAGCACCGUUCCAAAGCAGGAGCAUUGUACGGUGGUCUCUUCCUCUGAGAUGACCUGUUUGACCCCGCGUGUGACCCCUGACACUAAGGUCAUGGGGGUGUGGUUUGAGCUGGACAACGUUAAGGUGGCGUUUGAGAGCGUCGCGGGGAAGACGUUCUCCUACUACCCCAACCCCGAGCUGUUCGCUCUGAACAGAGACGACCCGGACACACCCUACCGCUUCAAACCUGGAGGGGUCAUCGCUGUAGAGGGUAAGGGCCUGACGCGUGCUAUGACCCGAGGGGAGGUGGUAGCCUGGCUGGGAGACAAGGAGUGUGAGGUCAAGACUCUGGACAGUACUCACCUGUACUGUGAACCUCCUGAGAAACAGCCAGCCAGUCUGGGGAACCACAAACUGCCCAGCCUCAGGGUGGUAAUGGGGAAGCUAAACAUAGACCUGGGUACAGUGCAGUAUGAUACAGAAGACCUCUCACCUGUUCCGCUGGCUGCCCAGGUGGGACUGGCUGCAGGGGCCACUGUGGUGGUCCUAGUGGUGCUGGUCAUUAUCCUCAUGUACAGGAGGAAGAGCAAGCAGGCUCUGAGAGACUACAAGAAGGUGCUGGUUCAGCUGGAGACUCUGGAGAUCAAUGUGGGAGACCAGUGCAGGAAGGAGUUCACAGAUCUGAUGACAGAGAUGAUGGAUCUGAGUAGUGAUGUGGGUGGACCAGGUAUUCCUCUCCUGGACUAUAAAACAUAUGCAGAGCGCGUGUUCUUCCCCGGCCAGAGGGGGGCUCCACUGAGUCAGAACCUGGACCUGCCAGAGUCCCGCAGGCAGACAGUAGAACAAGGGCUGGGACAACUCAACAACCUCCUCAACAACAGACUGUUCCUUAUCAGGUUCAUCCACACCCUAGAGGCCCAGCAGAACUUCUCCCAGCGUGACCGUGGUUACGUGGCGUCUCUCCUGACCAUGGCCCUGCACGACCAGCUGGAGUACUUCACUGAUGUCAUGAAGACCUUACUGGGGGACCUGGUGAAGCAAUACGUCGCCAAGAACCCCAAACUCAUGUUGCGCAGGACGGAGACAGUGGUGGAGAAGAUGCUCACCAACUGGAUGUCCAUCUGUCUCUACUCCUUCCUCAAGGAGGUGGCUGGGGAGCCCCUGUAUAUGCUGUACAGAGCCAUCAAGUACCAGGUGGAUAAGGGACCAGUAGAUGCUGUGACGGGGAAAGCCAAGCGCACCCUGAACGACAGCCAUCUACUGAGAGAGGACAUCGACUACUGCUCUAUCACUCUGGUGGUGAAGGGUGGUGUGGAGGUGCAGCCGUGUCCGGUCAAGGUGUUGGACACCGACACCAUCACACAGGUCAAAGACAAGAUCCUAGACCAGAUAUAUAAAGGAGCUCCCUUCUCACAGAGACCUGCUGCAGACUCACUAGACCUGGAAUGGCGAUCGGGGCAGGCAGGUCACCUGACUCUGUCAGACGAUGACGUCACAGCGGUCUUCCAGGGGCGCUGGAGGAAACUCAACACGCUGCAACACUACAAGGUACCAGACGGAGCAACAGUGGCUCUGAUCCCUGGAUCAGCUGCUGUCAUGGGAAUACACCAGGUCUACCAGACUGGAGAGAGUAAAUACUGUAAUACUACUAUAGAGACUGAAUACACCAGGUCUACCAGACCGGAGAGAGUAAAUACUGUUAUAUUACUAUAG